Messenger RNA from Opisthocomus hoazin, 5555 nucleotides. NCBI's taxonomy places the organism in Eukaryota, Metazoa, Chordata, Aves, Opisthocomiformes, Opisthocomidae. The record is from RefSeq and is a predicted model, not a curated record.
AUGUGCACAGAGGAUCACACCACCCAGCCUCAAUCACUCAGAGGCAUCACCCCAGCUCAAGGACCUCCAAGAGAAGCUCCCGACCACGACCCAAGCCUGGUAUGCUGCCGGCUGACAGCGGUCUCCACCGCUUUUUGGGUAGUUGCUAGUGACAGGCAACAGCAUGGAGCUGGGGACAACGCCAGCGGAACUGAACUGAUCAGAAGGCCACCCAUGUACAGCCGAAAGUCAGCUGAAGACCCAUCUUCCCUACACAGCUUUCUGUCUUUGGCUGACAGUCACGCUUUACCCAAUGACUUCACUUUACAGCGCAAGACGGGAGCAUAUCUCACAGACAGGGAGCUGGGGCUGCUGCUGGUCCUGAUGGAAGUCGUGCUGUCAGCCGUCAAAGUGGACGCUGGUGGAAAGUCUUACACGGGACCAUGUGGAGGGAGAGACUGCAGUGGAGGAUGUCAGUGUUUCCCUGAAAAAGGAAGCCGUGGCCAGCCAGGACUCCUUGGAUCACAGGGCUUCACUGGACCACCAGGAUUGAUGGGGAUCCCAGGAGUGCAGGGUCCCAAAGGUCACAAAGGUGAAAGAGGAUAUCCAGGAAUAAGUGGACCCAAAGGAGAAACGGGGCAAAGAGGAGUCACUGGAUUCCCUGGGGCAGACGGUAUUCCUGGUCAUCCUGGGCAGCCAGGAUCAAGGGGGAAACCAGGUCAUGAUGGCUGUAAUGGGACAGUAGGUGAUCCUGGUGACUCGGGAAGUCCCGGACUCGCUGGUUUCCCUGGUACAAUUGGAGUCCAAGGGCCAAAGGGACAGAAGGGGGAGCCCUAUAUACUGCCACCGGACAUCGCAAGCCGAUACAGGGGAGAACCUGGGGAUCCAGGGUUCAAUGGUUUUCAAGGGCCUCCAGGUACACUGGGUAUUCAAGGACCUGCUGGUCCAAGAGGAGAGCGAGGAAGACCGGGACCACCAGGGCCCCCAGGACCACCAGGACCACAAGGAAACAGGGGUCUUGGCUUCUAUGGAGAAAAAGGUGAACAGGGCCCCCCAGGUCCUCCAGGUCCACCUGGGCUUCCUACAAGAGAACUGACGGGUGUCCCCUCUGACAAACACAAGGGUGAAAAAGGAGAACCUGGACAAAAAGGAGAAGCUGGAGUUCCAGGUGUACUUGUCUCUGCUCCUGAAAAAGGUGAAGAAGGGGUAGUGGGCUUCCCAGGACAAAGGGGGCUGCCUGGCAUCAAUGGUUUCCCAGGACUCAGUGGAGAAAGAGGUUUUCCAGGAUUUGAUGGUCCACCAGGUGCCUAUGGUCCUAGGGGGAGCAAGGGGGAGCCAGGCGAGAUUGGUCCUCCAGGACCUGUUUCCUAUUUUCCCUCUCGCAUCCCAAGGAAAGGUGCAAGAGGUGAGCCAGGCUUUCCAGGUGUUUCUGGGCUACAGGGAGACCCGGGAGAGGAAGGAGAUCGUGGGCUGCCUGGUCUUCCUGGGUUCUCUGAUGUGGAUGGGGAUAAGCCAGGCUUACCUGGAGAAAUGGGGCCAAAAGGUGAAAAAGGUGAAUUAGGAUCUCCCGCUUAUCAGUCAGGCCCACCGGGGUUCCCGGGUAAGCACGGCACGCCAGGACUCCGUGGUCCACCCGGUCCCGCCGGAUCCCCUGGUCCUCUCUUUGGAUUGAAAGGACAGGAGGGAACGCCAGGUAGAUUUGGCGUGCAAGGUUUCCCUGGGCCAAGAGGACAAAAAGGACCUAAAGGCGAAGAAGGGGAUUGCAGUAAAUGCCUUGUGGGGGAUGAAAUGAGAAGGGGCUCUACUGGCCCCCCUGGCCCUCCUGGCUUUCCAGGAAUCCCUGGUCAGACUGGGAGGAAAGGAGAACCUGGUGAUCAAGGACCACAUGGUAUUCCUGGCUACCCUGGAGCAAAAGGAUUUUCGGGUCCAGAUGGAUUUCCUGGACCAAAAGGAGAAAAGGGAGAUUCUUUCCACAUAACUACUAAAGGCACCAAAGGAAUCCGAGGAGAUCCCGGGCUGCCUGGUAUCAGAGGUGAAGAUGGUUUCCCAGGCAGAGAUGGAUUAGAUGGUUUACCGGGACAGCCUGGUCUUCCAGGUGAUGGUAUCAGAGGUUUUCCUGGCGAUCCUGGUUAUCCAGGUGAAUUAGGCCCAAAGGGCUUUCCAGGAGAAGCAGGCCUGCCGGGUGAAGGAUUUACUGGUCCAAAAGGGUACCGGGGUCCUCCAGGUGACCAUGGACAAGAUGGAAGCCCUGGACCUCCAGGUCUGCCUGGUCUACCAGGAGAGCCUGGCCAGCUAGACUGUGGACAGGUCGUUGAAGACUUUUCUAGAGGAGAUGGAAGUGAGCCAAUAUGGUCAGGUGCGGGCUGUGUGAGGCCACCAAAGGGAUCCCAAGGCAGGCCGGGGCUACCAGGAGCCACAGGUGCAAAAGGUGCAAGAGGAUUCCCAGGUGAUCCAGGUCCAGUGGGAUACCCAGGGCUAAAUGGCACACGAGGUGAUCCAGGUUGGGAAGGAAUCCCAGGUCCUCCAGGUUUUACUGGGCCCAGGGGAGACAGGGGCCCGAAUGGUCUACCUGGACUGCAGGGACACCCAGGCCUGACAGGAAAAUCCGGUGCUCCGGGAGCAGCAGGACUGAAGGGCUUUCCUGGUGAAGUUUUAGGAGCAGCAGCAGGUUCUCGAGGGGAUGUUGGGCUCCCUGGCUUCCCAGGGUUGAAAGGCAUGCCAGGAGAUCAAGGAGUACCUGGAAUUAGAGGAGCGGAUGGUAACCCAGGUUUGCCAGGACCCAAAGGAGAUCCAGGGCCUCAAGGUCUCCCUGGUUUGAUGGGAUUGCCAGGAACACCAGGAACGCGUGGAUUCCCAGGGCCACCAGGAAACCCUGGGCCAGAUGGCGGGCCUGGCUCUCAAGGACCUGUUGGUCCACCUGGUGCUAGGGGAGAAGAUGGUGAACAAGGUUUUCCUGGUCCUGUGGGCCUGAAAGGUCUGUCUGGUGACAAAGGUGAUGCAGGUUACCCGGGAUUACAAGGUAUACCUGGCGUGACUGGUCCCCCUGGCAUAAGCGGAAUGGAUGGCUUUCCAGGAGACAAAGGCUCAAGAGGUUCACCUGGAAUUGAUGGUUUCAAAGGCAUGACAGGCCUAAAAGGAAGACCAGGCAUCAAGGGAAUCAAAGGAGAAUUUGGCUCAUUGGGCGCUCAGGGCGAUAAAGGCUCACAGGGCGCACGUGGCUUUAAAGGUGACCGUGGGGAUCAAGGGCCCCCAGGAGAACCCCCAAAGCUCAAGCCCAGCAUGAUGAUGGAAGUUAAAGGUGAAAAAGGAGAUGCUGGAGAAAGGGGCACGAAGGGGUUCUUUGGCUUAAAAGCAACUGCGUGUCAGCCUUCCCAGCUGCAAUAGCUUAAGUUGUCUUUAUUUUUCUUCUUCCCCGCUUGGGCCGGUGCAAAAGGAGACAUCGGUGCAAAAGGACUGACAGGUCUGAAGGGGUAUCCUGGUCCAGCCGGCUCUCCUGGCAUCAGAGGCUUCCCUGGCAGCACAGGAGGCAGGGGAGAAAAGGGUGUUCCAGGAAUUUCAGGCCAUUUUGGUACUCCUGGCUCGUAUGGUGAAAUAGGUGAGUUUAAUGAUACUGUAGAUAAAAAAAAAAUGCCAGGCCUUAAAGGGGAAGUUGGUGUGCCAGGCUUAACAGGAGCAAGAGGAGGCACAGGACAAAAGGGCGAAGGCGGUGAUCCUGGUUUCCCUGGCAUUGAAGGCCUCAAGGGCACACAGGGUGUCCCUGGCUCUGUGGGACAGGAAGGUUUUCCGGGGCUGGUUGGCCCCCCAGGGCAGCAAGGAAGCCCCGGGACGUCUGGAUUUCAAGGUGAAAAGGGAACUCCCGGCUGGCCUGGCAUACCAGGACAACCAGGCUUGCCUGGCUCAAGAGGAAUCGGUGGACUGCAUGGUUUACCGGGCACUAAGGGUUUACCAGGAUCACCAGGUCCAGAUGGCUACGGCUCUGCAGGGUUCCCAGGUGUGGUAGGCGACAAAGGGGAAGCGGGAGAGCCAAGCAGAGUGGAAGGCAGCCGAGGACCUCCGGGUCAGAAGGGAGACAGGGGUGUUCCAGGAGUUCAAGGACCCUUUGGCAUUCCUAAAAACAUUCCUGGGCAGGAAGGAUUUCCAGGGCCUCCUGGGAUUUCAAAUAUAUCAGGAUAUCCUGGUGAUAAAGGCUCUCCAGGUCUAGACGGAGUGCCAGGCUAUCCAGGACUACAGGGGCAGCCUGGCAUACCAGCUCCGCCAGGAAGCAAAGGAGAAAGUGGACAAACAGGGGUGAGUGGACAAAUUGGCCCAAAAGGAGAUAGAGGUGAUCCUGGACCAGCUGGGAGACCUGGCGUUCCCGGGUACCCUGGACCAAAAGGUCGCAGGGGUGAACAAGGUGUCAUCGGCUUUAUGGGCACCGUAGGAUUUCCAGGUGAUUUGGGACCCAUUGGACCCAAGGGAGAUAGAGGACUAACCGGCUUUCAGGGCCCUCCAGGCUCUCCUGGGCUGCCCCCUCUUCCUCCGAGGCUGGUUGCUGAGCAAGGUUCACCAGGUCCCCGUGGAAAUAUAGGACCGCAAGGAAGCCCAGGAGAUAUGGGAGCUCAGGGUCCACCGGGCGAUCCAGGUUUCAGAGGCUCACCUGGAGAUCCAGGACUUCAGGGCAGGGGUGGCAUUCCAGCUCCUCCUGGCUCCAGAGGUGAACAAGGAGCAACGGGGUUUCAGGGUCCAGUGGGAUUUGAAGGUCAGCCCGGCCGCCCCGGCAGCCCCGGGCUGCCAGGCAUGCCGGGGCGCAGCGUUAGCAUGGGCUACCUGCUGGUGAAGCACAGCCAGUCCGACCAAGAGCCGAUGUGCCCAGUUGGCAUGAACAAACUCUGGAGUGGAUACAGCCUGCUGUACUUUGAAGGACAAGAGAAAGCUCACAACCAGGAUCUAGGGCUGGCCGGUUCAUGUUUGGCUCGUUUUAGUACUAUGCCGUUCCUCUACUGUAACCCUGGGGAUAUUUGUUAUUAUGCAAAUCGAAAUGAUAAAUCCUACUGGCUCUCAACUACAGCACCACUUCCGAUGAUGCCCGUGGCAGAAGAAGACAUUAGGCCGUAUAUCAGUCGCUGCUCAGUUUGUGAGGCCCCAGCUGUGGCAAUUGCUGUCCACAGCCAAGAAGCUUCUAUUCCUCACUGCCCUGAAGGCUGGCGCAGUCUGUGGAUCGGAUACUCCUUCCUUAUGCACACUGCUGCUGGUGAUGAAGGCGGCGGACAGUCGCUGGUUUCUCCUGGGAGCUGCCUGGAAGAUUUCAGAGCGACUCCUUUCAUCGAAUGCAACGGCGCACGCGGAACCUGUCACUACUUUGCGAAUAAAUACAGCUUCUGGCUCACUACGAUCGACCAGCCCUUCCAAAGCAAGCCCUCGGCAGAUACGCUCAAGGCAGGACUCAUCCGAAGCCAUAUCAGCAGGUGUCAAGUCUGUAUGAAAAAUUUAUAGAGGUCUUUCACAGUAUAAGGAACCUGCUUAUCAUGUAGGUCUUAUACAGUGAAGCCUUCCAUGAUAGUUAGACAUUUGAGUAAAUCACGUUGGUGCUUUUUUAA